Gracilinanus agilis (Agile Gracile Mouse Opossum) is the source of this 7122-nucleotide messenger RNA. RefSeq names its product signal induced proliferation associated 1 like 3 (gene SIPA1L3). Gene Ontology annotation, biological process: regulation of small GTPase mediated signal transduction; epithelial cell morphogenesis; establishment of epithelial cell polarity. The transcript has 20 exons. Lineage: Eukaryota; Metazoa; Chordata; Mammalia; Didelphimorphia; Didelphidae. The record is from RefSeq and is a predicted model, not a curated record. Gene Ontology annotation, cellular component: cytoplasm; Golgi apparatus; plasma membrane. Gene Ontology annotation, molecular function: GTPase activator activity; protein binding. The coding region runs from base 1 to 5208 and encodes 1735 amino acids.
AUGACGACAUAUCGACCCAUUCAGAAUGAAGGCGUGGACAUGGGAGGUGGCGGAGGGGGGAAAGGGAGUGACCCUCUCUCGGGACCCCUGGGAGGAGAUUAUUUCCCUUCCGGAUUCUGGACACAGAACGGCAGCUCGCCGCAGCCUGCCCCCCCGGCCAGCGAGAAUGUGGUGGCAUCACGCUCCAGUGCCACAACCCCUGCGGUGCCCAAGAUGGGAGUGCGCGCCAGGGUGGCUGACUGGCCCCCGAAGCGAGAGGCUCUGAAGGACGAGGCCAGCUCCAGCCCUUCCCAGGAGAUGGACAGCGGCAAAGCUGGGAGGGAGGGCCUCCUCCCCAGGCCCUCUCAGAAUGGCCAGCUCCCCCCCAGCAGCUCUGGGCCUCGAGCCUUCCACCGCUUAUCCCGCAGGAGAUCCAAGGACGUCGAGUUCCAGGACGGGUGGCCGCGGUCUCCGGGCCGAGGGUUCGUUCCUCUCCGGAACCGGAGCAGCAGUGAGAUCACGCUCAGUGAGUGUGACGUGGAGGAGCCCUUUGAGCCCAGGGGGUCCCGGUACGUGGGGGGGCUGCCUCUCUUCCGGGAGUACGGCAGCACCUCCUCCAUCGACGUCCAGGGGGUCUCCGAGCAGAGCUUUUUGGACAUUCUCAAUGAGUUUCGCAGCGAGAAGCCGGAGCUGGGCGGGACGGGUUCUGAAAAGUGGAAGGAGCUGCUCGGGGCCGGCUCGGCCAUGGCCUCUCACCUGCAUCUCGCCGGAAGCUCGAGGACGGCCGUCCGCAAUGGCCAGUCCCACAAGGACGACUUCCUGCUGCUGCAGCCGAAGGAGAAGGACAAGCUCCGGAAGAAGGCGGCCAAAGGUGGGGACGCGGGCGACUCCUCCAUCUUCCGGAAGCUGCGGAGCGCCAGGGGAGACCUGGAGCCAGCGGGGAAGGCGUUUGUGGAGGCCGACGACGGCGGGGGCCGGCUGCCAGAGGGCAGCAAGCCCUGGAUUUGCCAGAAGAGCUUUGCCCACUUCGAUGUGCAGAGCAUGCUGUUUGACCUGAACGACGUCGCCGCCCACCGGCUGUCCUCUGCGGCCCAGCGGCGGAACACGACAACCGGGGCGUCGGCAGCGUCGGCCGGGGCCCCGGGGGGCCCGGACCCCUCCUUCCCGAGCACGGAGGACUUGAACUACAAGGAGAACUUGGAGCAGGACCCCGGAGACAGCAACAGCAAUGACCUGCUGCUCAGCUGCCCGCACUUCCGCAAUGAGAUCGGGGGCAUGUGCGAGCGCAACGUCAGCUUCUCCCGGGCCUCUGCGGGCUGUCCGGGUGGGGGUGGCGAGGGCCGGGCGCCGGAGCCCGCCCUGGGCACCUGCUGCACCAACGCCAGCAUCUCCGUGCUAGAGGUCCCCAGGGAGGGGCAGAGGGCUCACAGCAGGCCCAAACUCUACAACAUCGAGCACGUGGACCUUGGGGCGCGCUACUACCGGGACUAUUUUGUUGGCAAAGAACACGUCAACUACUUUGGGGUGGACGAGAAGCUGGGGCCCGUCGCCGUGAGUGUGAAGCGUGAGAAGCUAGAGGACCACAAGGACCAUGGCCCUCAGUAUCAGUACCGCAUCAUCUUCCGGACCAGCGAGCUCAUCACUCUUCGGGGCUCCAUCCUGGAGGAUGCCACCCCUACAGCCACCAAACAUGGAACGGGCCGAGGCCUGCCCUUGAAGGAUGCUCUGGAGUACGUUAUCCCUGAGCUCAACAUCCAUUGCCUCCGAUUGGCCAUAAACACUCCCAAAGUGACCGAGCAGCUAUUGAUGCUGGACGAACAGGGGCUGUGUCGGAAACACAAGGUGGGCAUCCUGUACUGUAAGGCUGGCCAGAGCUCAGAGGAAGAGAUGUACAAUAAUGAGGAGGCGGGCCCAGCCUUUGAGGAAUUCCUCUCGGUGCUUGGUGACAAGGUCUGUCUCAAGGGCUUCAACCGCUAUGCUGCCCAGCUGGAUGUGAAAACUGAUUCCACUGGAACACACUCUUUGUACACAACGUAUCAGGAGUACGAGCUCAUGUUUCACGUGUCCACCAUGCUUCCCUACACCCCCAACAAUCGGCAGCAGUUACUAAGGAAGAGACACAUAGGAAACGACAUCGUGACCAUCAUCUUCCAAGAGCCUGGAGCCCUGCCCUUCACCCCCCAGAAUAUCCGUUCACAUUUCCAGCAUGUCUUUAUCAUUGUCCGAGUUCACAACCCUUGCACUGAUGCUGUUUGUUACAGUGUGGCUGUGAGUCGAUCCAAAGAUGCCCCUCCAUUUGGCCCUCCCAUCCCAAAUGGAGUCACAUUCCGUAAAUCAGAUGUGUUUCGAGACUUCUUAUUGGCCAAGGUGAUAAACGCCGAGCACGCUGCCCACAAGUCUGAUAAGUUCCACACGAUGGCCACUCGGACAAGGCAGGAGUACCUCAAGGACCUGGCCGAAAACUGUGUGACCAACACUGCCAUUGACUCCACAGGGAAGUUUAACUUGAUCUCCCUGACCUCUAAGAAGAAGGAGAAGACAAAGGCUCGGGUGGGCGCCGAGCAGCACAGCACAGGGGCCAUCGCGUGGAGGGUGGCUGCUCAGGAUUUUGCACAAGGGGUGGAGAUCGAGUGUAUAUUGGGGAUUUCAAAUGAGUUCAUCAUCCUCUUGGACCUACGCACCAAGGAGGUGGUGUUCAACUGCUUUUGUGGGGAUGUCAUCGGCUGGACCCCAGACUCCUCCAUGCUCAAGAUCUUCUAUGGGCGAGGGGACCACAUCUCCAUACGUGCCUCAGAAGGGUUCCCCGAAGACAUUAGGGAAAUUGUCCAGAGACUCAAGGUUAUGACCAGUGGCUGUGAAACAGUGGACAUGACCCUGAGGCGGAACGGGCUGGGCCAGCUGGGCUUCCACGUCAAGUACGACGGCACCGUCGCCGAGGUGGAGGACUACGGCUUUGCCUGGCAGGCGGGACUCCGACAGGGCAGCCGGCUGGUGGAGAUCUGCAAGGUGGCUGUGGUCACCCUCACCCACGACCAGAUGAUUGACCUGCUACGGACCUCAGUCACUGUGAAGGUGGUCAUCAUCCCCCCCUUUGAGGACGGGACUCCUCGGAGGGGAUGGCCAGAGACCUGUGACAUGAAUACCUCGGAGCCAAAGGCCGAGCCGGAGAACAUGGCGGCCCGGCCCCCGUACCGGAGCAGCUCUGCCUGGCAGUGGAGCGGGCCCGCUUCCCACAACUCCUUACAGACCUCCAAGUGGGCGGCCCCUGGCACCACAGGCCAUGCCCAGUCGCUCAGCCGGCCGCCGAAGCCCACCCCGGGGGUCCCGUACCGGGAAACCCAGCCGCUGCACGGCAAACGGCCCGUCAGCUUUCCAGAAACUCCCUAUGCAGCCUCACCAGCAGGGGUGGACAGAGUCCAGCCUUAUCGACAACCUUCGGGGAGCUUCUCCACUCCAGGCUCGGGGGGAGCCUCCUCCUACUCCCGCUACAAGCCGUCCCCAGAGAGAUAUGCAGCCUCUCAGCAUCCUCUGCUGCCGCUGGAACCCCACUACGGCCACGAGGGGCUGUCCAGUGGCGACUCCUCCUCAGGUGGCCUGACCAGCCAGGAGAGCACCAUGGAGAGGCAGAAGCCAGAGCCCCUGUGGCACGUGCCAUCUCAGUCCCGCCUCUCAGCCAUGGGUGGAAACAGCGGGAGCAGACACGUCAGCAGACAAGACAUGGCAGGCAAAGAUUCCCCCAACAGGCAUUCCAGAGGCGAGCCUCAGUACUCGAGCCAUUCCAGCAGCAACACACUGUCCAGUAACGCGUCCAGCAGCCACAGCGAUGAGCGGUGGUUCGACGGCCUGGACGCCCUGGAGGCCGAGCAGGACCCCCUAUCUAAGGGCGGCUCCAGUGACAGCGGCAUCGAGACCACCAUCUGCACCGCCAGCCCCGGCGGCCUGCCCCCCGCCAAGACCUCGCGGCCUCCCAAACUGCAGAAGCCCACUUACGGCGGCCACGAGGCCGGGGGGCGGCUCGGGGACAAGCGGCGGGAGGCUCCGCCGGCCGGUCAGGCCAAAGGCUACCGGCCCAAACUGUACUCGGCCAGCUCGAGCACACCCUCAGGACCCACCGGGAGCAGCCACGAGCUGCUGAAGCAGCCCAGUAACAUGAGCUCCCGAGCCACCUACCCCGCUCAGGUUUACAGAACGCCAGCCUUGGAGAACCCCAGGGCCCCUCAGCUGUCUGCCUCGGUCCCCAAGUCCUUCUUCUCCAAACAGCCUGUCCGGAAUAAGUACCCCACAGGAUGGAAGAGAGCAGAGGAGCCCCCCCAACCCAGGCCGCUGGCCUUCUCUGACCCUAAGAAGCAAAUUGACAUGAACACGAAGAACGUGUUUGGGCAGCCCAGGCUCCGGGCGUCCCUGCGGGACCUGCGCUCGCCCCGGAAGAACUACAAGUCGACCAUCGAGGACGACCUCAAGAAGCUCAUCAUCAUGGACCCCCUGACCCCGGAGCAGGAGCGGGACUCCUCGUCCCCUCAGAAGGCCCUGCAGAGGACCCUGUCCGACGAAAGCCUGUGCAGCGGCCGGCGGGAGGCCGCGUACGCGAGCCCGGCCUGCUUUGAGCCCGGCCUGCCCAGCGACGUCCUCUUCACGAGCACCUACCCUUCGAGCACCCUGCCCUCCCGCCGUCAGCACCCGCACCCGCACCCGGCCGGCGGCAACGGCUUCCCCGAGAAGAAAUCCACCAUCUCGGCCUCGGAGCUCUCCCUGACGGACGUGCGGGACCGGCCGCUGAGGCGCCUGGACCCCGGGAUGAUGCCCCUCCCCGACACCGCCGCCGGCCUCGAGUGGUCCAGCCUGGUCAAUGCCGCCAAGGCCUACGAAGUGCAGCGAGCCGUCUCUCUGUUCUCUCUCAAUGACCCGGCCCUGAGCCCCAGCAUUGCACCAGCACACAGUCCGGUCCAUUCGAGCCUGGAGAGGCCGCCCGCCAGCCCCCGGACCACCCCCACCAUGAGUGAGGAAGCCCCCGUGGACCUGCCUGGGAAGGUGUACCAGCUAGAAGUGAUGCUGAGGCAGCUGCACAGCGAUCUUCAGAAGGAGAAACAGGACAAGGCGGUCCUGCAGACCGAGGUGGCCACUUUGAGGCAGAACAACCAGCGGCUGCAGGAGGAGUCGCAGGCGGCCAACGAGCAGCUGCGAAGGUUCGCGGAGAUCUUCUCCAGCACGGUGGAGAAGAAGGAGCCCUGACGGCCCUCCACACUCCCUGCCCGCCCUGCCCCCUCGGCCGGCCCGCGCCCCUUCCCCGCUGCUCCAGCCAUAAGCGGGUCGCCGUGGCCAGGUACGCCGGAGGCUGGCGGGUGCCCAGGGCCGCCUCCGAGCCCCCUCCCGGGCCUGCGAAGGGCCGCUUUGGGUGCUCAGGGAGCAGCCGCCCACUCCGGGUCUCCCCCGGGGCUCGGGGGCCAGGCUGUCCCGGGCCACGCCAGUGACUGUCUUCCUCACUCCCGUGAAGCCUUGGCCCGGCCGGCCGGCCCUCGGGGUCGGGAGCUCCAAUGCAAUAUAGAAACCCUCCCUCGGGACCAACAGCGCCGCCUCCCUCCCCGGAAAAGCCUCGGAGCACUUUUUUCCAAGCUGAAGUACUUUCUAGUAAACCCAAGAUGGAGAAAUCCCGACAUUCGGAGUGUAAAUGUUCUUUAUUGAGACACAGAGAGAGAAACACUAUAUUUGUAUAAAUGGGACAGUUUGUAAUCUUUUUUCUACGAGACUCGUCGGGCCGCUGUGGGCGGCCUCCUGGGCCCGGGGCGGCCUGGAGCCAGAGGGGGGCCCGUCCUGCCCCUCGGGGCCUGCCAAACUACUGAAUGGGAGCGUGUCUGAGGGCCUCCCCAGCUCUUUUUGUUUGGGGGGGUGCUUCACCUCUUCCUGGGCUGGGGAUGGUUCCGGGGGCCUCCAUCUUUUUUCCUUUGAAAGGCCCCCAGCCUCGCUGGGCUCUGGUCGAGGCUUCGGGCCUGCUCGUGGAGGACACACUGUGGAGGAAGUGCACCCCCCCCCCCCCAGGCGCGGCCGCCUGCAGCUUCUCUAAGGCAAUAAGGAAUGGUGGGCCCGGCGGCCAGCCUGCCCCCCCAGCCCUGCAGCUACACGCGGUACUAUGCUGGGAGCUUAGGAAAAGAGCAGCUGUUUUUUGUUUUUUUUUUCUUCUAAAAAAAAAGUAUAAAUAUAAUAUAUAUUUAUUUUUUCAUGCAAAGCCACCACAGAACAAUUCACUAUUAAUCCUCUGUGGCUCUAUCUCCAGCCUCACGCUGAGGACACACACUAGAAGCCCGAGUUCGCUCCCCUCUCGCCCCCCGGUCUGCCCCAGACCCCCCCCCCCAGGCUGGAGGAAGACGGCAGAGCCGGGGGGCGGCCACACGUCACGUCUUCCACGGCCCAAGAAAGGCACCCUGGGGGCUGCAGACUUGGGCUGCCGCUAGGCCGGGUUUUGUCCAAAGAAUCCUCGGCUCCCCUCUGGAACACAGGGAUGGGGUUGGGCGCAGGGGAGGGGCCCCCCUUUAUGGGGGCAGGAAGGGGAAGGAGGAAGGGUGUUCGCUAACUGCGUCUUCCUCCGAUGUAAUGAGGCCCCUUCAUUUUCAGACCAGCUCAGUCCUGACUGGCUGGGGGGGGCCAGGGAUAAAAUAUUUGAGAUGGGAAAACGCUCCAUAAAUCUCCCCGCUUCCCCUCCCCCGCCCUCGGCCCACCAGAUGGGCAACGGGGAGGCCUCGGUGGGUGCGGGCCGCAGCUGCCCGGGCCCUCCGCCUCCCAGGCCAGUGGCCUUACUGUGAUGUCCUUCCCUCUGGGGUCUGCAGCCCCCUCCCCGCGCUCUUGUCUCCUCUUCUUCGUGUCUAGGGAUCAUUCCAAUCCUUCUGGGGCGUGAUUGUCUACCUUGACCAAGUGUAAAGGAUGGCCGUUGCCGCUUUUUGUUAUCGUUUUGUGAGGAUCUCUGCAGAUCAAAUCUGUCUAUUUAAUUUUGACCCAGCAUUCCUCCCCACUGGGAGCAGCACCUUUUCCUGCGUCGUCUUUUGGUUUUUUAUUGGGGGGCGGCACAUUCUUUUUGUCACUGUUAUUCUCCCCCCCUCGAGAUUAGGGGUCUUCUUUCUGGAAGUUUCAGAGGAAAUAAAUGUUUCAUAGAAA